UGACGUAGCGGGAAACGCUGUCGCUGAGUGUCAACAUGGUUGAUUGCGGAAACUUACGAUGUUUUCAAGAAAGAAGAUUAAUUAAAAAAGAAUUAAUGUCAUGGAGUAAAAAGAUUCCAAUUGCUGUUGGAUUAGAGACUAUUGCUGAGCAUGUCGGGAGCAGAAGAAAAGUUAGGAAGCUUUUUGAGCCAUUCAACUGUUUGGAACCAGCAGAGCCUCAUGACUGGGAACCAGAGGAAAACUGUUUCUAUUGUGCAGACAGGAUUCAACUUUUGUUUGAUGCCAUAGAGAAAACCCAGUCCAAAGAUGGUGGUAAAAUUUUAAAAGAUCAUCCAAGUUUGCGGCAUCUAGGAGACGUUCUGCCAUUCUUGCCUCAGUUUUAUACAAGUGAUUAUGGCAGAGAAAUUCUCAGUGAUAUAAAAACAGCCGUGAAUGAACCCGAGCCACAGCCUCCUGCGCAAGAACAGCCACAAAAGCUCAACAUAGAACUAAAAGUUCCGAGUGUUGCUGCAGGAAGCAAACAGAAGAAAGACACAAGUACAUCAAGUACUGGCAAGAAAGGUUACUCUGACGAUGACCUGUGUGCUGCAGUAUCGGAGAUACGUAAUGGUAAACUUGGUACCCGCAGAGCCUCUUCACUUUAUGGCAUCCCACGCUCAACAUUACGCAACAAAAUUUUCAAGAUGGAUACAAUUGAAAGCAACGUGCAGUUAACAGAAGAAGAUGUUUCUUCUAGCAAUGAAGCCUUGUUGCCUAAAAAACAACAACCUCAAGUACUGAAUACUCAUGAUAAUCCAUUAUUGUUAACAGACUUACUGCAGCUGUCAACUCUCCAGUACCUUGCCCCUAUAGCCAUUCCAUACAUCAUCAAACCAGAAAUGUUCAUUCUUCCUCAUACACAUGAGCUUGAGUGGGAGAAGAAGCUUCAGACUGUACGACAUAAGCAUAACCUUAGUAAAGCGUCCAUGAAUCAUUACAAAGUGAAAGCACUCACACAUCAUAAAUUAAAGCCUUUUCAAUAUGAACUGAUUAAAAAGCUCACUCAGGAAAGACUUGAACUAGAGAGAAGUUCGUAUAAGAAUAAGUCAUGUGAGGAAAUGUUAAGUCUGCACGACUCUCUAUCUCAUUCACAUGCAUCUCUGUUGAAAUCUCUGGAAUACGCCUCAUCGCCUCCCAUAAAGAAAAUAAAGAGAGAAGUUCCCUCAGAUCAAUUGUUAGACACCAAUGCCUUGAUGCAGUCGGCACUGUACAAGGCUCUAAACGUGAAUCCAUUUCCAACGGUCAGAAACACAAGAGAGUCCAGUUCGCCUGAUUCUGAUAUAGUUGUACCAGAGUUUAUCAAAAAGUCAGCAAGAACAGAAAAAAGUGCCGCUACUUCUGAAGAACUGGACAAAAAAGCGUUUGAAAGUUUGUUCAAGUAUGAAAACACGAGAAUUGGUGAUACUCUGAAAGAUAUCAUUGUGAAGACAAUAUCUGAAAAAGUGAAAUGUAAACUAGAAUCAACAGAUUUCUCUGGACUUGUUGGGUCCAACUCGAACAUCGAGAACCAGAAAGCAAAGGAUACUAUUUUGUCAGCCUUUUCCGCUCCUGAUGAAUCUAGUCCUGCCAAGAAGGCGAAGAAAGAAACAAAUACAUUGUCUUAUUCAAAGUUGACUGGAAACAAUUCCUCAUCUGCUAAUAGUUCUCAGACAAAGAAAACUCGUCCAAAAAGGGGCCAAUACAGAAAGUAUAAUAGCCAACUUCUAACUGAGGCCGUUAAAGCCGUCCAGCGAGGUGAAAUGAGUGUGCAUCGUGCUGGCAGUUAUUACGGUGUGCCUCAUUCCACAUUAGAGUAUAAAGUGAAGGAACGGCACUUACUGAGACAGAAAAAGAUCAAAGAGCAGCAGGAGUUGAAACUUAAACAAGAAGAAGAAGCCGCAGCCUCAAAGAAAGCAAAGUGUACAGAGGAUAAGACUCUUGAGAAAGUUAGCAAGAAGACUGCAGACAUGCCCGUGUCUUCAUCUUCAAAAUUAAAUGAAGGAGGAGCAUCAUGGGUUCCUCCAUUUUCUGCUCCAGUGCAGUACGACAGUUCGGCUGCGCUAGGGUUGUUCGGAUCUGGAUUUUCAUUGAAUACGCCUGCUUCCGAGCUGUUACGUAAACUGCAGCAUAAAGUUCAGAGUAAGUCAGACUCUGGAGAUGAGUCUUCUGCUAGUACCUCAGAAUAUCCGUCUGCAUCAGAGGGAUAUAUUUAUAUCAAUUAAAAUACUGACUGCAGCUUUACAUCUUUGCUUUUAACAUAUCCUUAUUUGACUUAAAGGAACUCCACUGAUGUUUUAUUGACAAGAAGGAAUUGAAAAUACUUCUAUCGAGAUUUGUGUACGAUUUGGUACAUGUUGGUCAGGAAAAAUAACUUGUGUUCAAAAUUUCAAAUUAUUUGCUCUCUCACUUUUUGUCCAGAAUGAUCAUUUAAAUUGUGCAAAAUCACUCAAAAAUAAAAAAAGCAUUUAAAUGCUUUUAACUCUAAAUGAGCUAAGCAAUAAUUAUUGAUUUUCAAUUUAAUUUGGAGUAUGUUUAUUUAUCUCCUUUGCAUAAUUUUCAUUUUAAGUAGUUAGUACCCCAGUUGAUGUAAGUAAAAAUUUCAGAUUUUAUGUUUUUAAGCAUUUAGACCUCAGUGGAGCUCCUUUAAGAAAAUUCAGGAGAUGCAUUUGUACUUUGUUCAUUCAGAUAUAGGCUUUAUAGAAUUCAUUAAGUGUUUGACAGUCAUGAAAUAAUGAAAUGACUUUGUUAGAUGUUAAACAUCUCUUAUACUUCCAUAAUUCUUUUAAAGAAUCACAUCCCCCUGAACAAUGGCAAUUCCUUACUGCUUUCUUUAUAAAUGCAAUCAGGAUUUUUUUUCAUUUAAAAAAUGGCCAAUCAGAUUGUAAGAUCCUUAGAUUUUAUAAAAGUGUUUGGGGUUUGUACAAACAUGUCUUCAAAAGCAUUAUCAUGAAAGGUUUUCUGUUUUAGUUUCAAAAGGAAAAUUAUUAAAAUUAUUUUCUACAAUAUUGAUAUAAAAUAUCUGACCAUUGUAUUUUCAUAGUAAUUUACUAUUUCGUUGAUUUUUUUUUUCAAAUUCUUUUUAUGCAACACGUAUAUAUACAAGAAUAUAGCCACCAUACAAAUUGUAACAAUUUUGUUAUAAAAAACUUGAAUGGUCCAUACAAAUAAAAUUUGAAAUGCUCAUCAAAAAUAAAACAUUUGAUCUCAAAAGAAGGUGCAUACCAUAUAUUCUCCAAUAAAUGCCCCUCGUCUUAUUAACACUCAACCUUUUUUGUUUCUUUUUUUACAUAAAAAAAGAAAAUUGAGUUACUUAGAUGAUAGUAGUUUGUUACAAAUCUAAGAAAAUUAGCAUGAAUUUUAAUAAAACUGGUACUUCCAGUAUAUAUAAUCAGAUGAAAAAGAAACAAAACAAUGAUUUUCAUUUUGACAAUUUUUGUACCUUAAUUGCCCCCUUUUUGAAAAAAGAAAUGCCCCUUGUUUAUUAGAGAAAAUGGGGUAGUUAUAAGAAAAAAACUUUAAUGAUUUUAGGAUUAAGCUUUUUAAAAAAAACAACACAAAAACAAGUAUUUGUCAAACAAUACAAUUCAUUUAUAAAGUACAGUUUUGUAAAGGGUAGGAAAAGUUCUUAUCAUCCAUAUAAUUAUUAUAAAACUAUUUUCAGAGACAUAUUUUAAUUAACAAGGUCAUACAUUAAAGUCGUACAGUUAAAUUCUACCUUGAUUUUAAGUUGCUCAUCAUAGAAAUAUUGUCAAAACAGUUGCCUUAGAAUGAUAAACAUUGAUAUCUAAAAUUCAGUAAAACUGUUUCUUAUAUGUACCUGGAGUGUGGUAUUGUUUGUACUUGAUGAAUUUAUCAGUAGAGUUUUCUUAAUUUGGAAGUAAUCUUUUGUAGACAAAUUGUGUAUCAGUGCCUUCUUUAAGCUUACUAAAGGCUUACUUCAUAAAAUGCUUCAACUUUAUAUGAUAGCUGUUAAAAAUUGCAUGUUUUUAGUCCCAUUUUAGGUAGUGGUGUUUUCCAAUCUGCAAUCAUAACCCUGUUAGGAGUUCUUUUUAUGAUGGAAUUUUUUUUCAAUGUAACUAAACUAUUCAAUUGUAUAAUAGGGUAAUUAUGAGGAUAUCUCGAUCUGGGACUUGUAUUUGGUUUGAGUGGAUUUUACAUUAUGAGGCACAGAGGCCCACUGUGUAAUCUGGACUAGUAAAAUCUAUUAGAGCCAAAUACAAGUAAUAAAUCUAGAUAAUAAAUUUUAUACUCUUAUUAUGAUAUUUUUUUUUCUAUUCCUCCUUGAAUUAAAACAUUUCCAUGUUGACUAUAUUUAAAUUGACAUUUUCAAUCUUUCCAAUUUGAACAAAAGCAUUCAUAAUUUUUAGGGGAUUUUUUUUUUUAAUAACUACUGACUGAAUAGCAAACUAUGCAGACCAUGAUCAGGCGGCAUAGAAGUUGCAGCUUAUCUGGUCUGCACUGGUUGCGUGGGUAGAUUCUGUUGCUGCCGGCAGGUUGAAAGUUUAGUAGAUAUUUUAUUUUUUGUUCUAAAGUUAAUAUUGUUUUAGUUUUAAGGUG
Messenger RNA from Ruditapes philippinarum (Manila clam), 4575 nucleotides. Its product is annotated as mushroom body large-type Kenyon cell-specific protein 1-like. The record is from RefSeq and is a predicted model, not a curated record. The coding region runs from base 36 to 2240 and encodes 734 amino acids. NCBI's taxonomy places the organism in Eukaryota, Metazoa, Mollusca, Bivalvia, Venerida, Veneridae. Gene Ontology annotation, molecular function: DNA binding. Gene Ontology annotation, biological process: regulation of transcription by RNA polymerase II. Gene Ontology annotation, cellular component: nucleus. The transcript has 7 exons.